Closterium sp. Yama58-4 is the source of this 3354-nucleotide messenger RNA. The record is from the annotation of a GenBank genome assembly. NCBI's taxonomy places the organism in Eukaryota, Viridiplantae, Streptophyta, Zygnematophyceae, Desmidiales, Closteriaceae.
AUGCCUCCCUUGCUCCCCCCCCUCCCUGGGGUUCCCUCCCCUCUGCCCCCCCCAGUGUCCCCGACACUUCGGGCAGUUUCCUCGGUAAUCUGCACCCCCUCCCUCUCCUCCCUCCUCCCAUCACUCUCCCGCCCUUCCGCAGCAGCAGCAGCAGCCGGGGCAGCAGCAGCAGCCGGGGCAGCAGCAGCAGCAGCAGCCGCAGCAGCAGCAGCCGGAGCAGCAGCAGCAGCAGCAGCAGCAGCAGCAGCCGGAGCAGCAGCAGCAGCAGCAGCAGCAGCAGCAGCAGCAGCAGCAGCAGCAGCAGCAGCAGCAGCAGCAGCAGCAGCAGCAGCAGCAGCAGCAGCAGCAGCAGCAGCAGCAGCAGCAGCAGCAGCAGCCGGGAUGGCAGCAGCAGCAGCAGCCGGUGCAGCAGCAACGGCAGCAGCAGCAGCAGCAACGGCAGCAGCAACAGCAGCAGCGGCCUCAGCAGGGGCAGCAACCCCAUCGCCCGCAGCGACACUGGAGGAGCUGCUGGGGACGGCAGCAGGGGUGGCGGAGGGGGGCGUGUUUCAAGUGAAUGAGAGGGGUGAUAGGCUCGUGGACCUGCGUGCUCUCUCACACAUCCUCACCCAGAGGUUUGCCAUGCUCGAAGCACGGCGAGGUCCGGGAGCACCAUUUCUCCCAGGCCCAAACCUGGGGGUGGCAGGCUCGGCAGCAUGUUGGGCGGAGGUGCGGCAGGAGGCAGUGAGGGAGGCGUUGAGGUUUGUGUGGCGGCGCAACCGAGUGGAGGAGGAGGCAGCAGCGCAGCAGCACGUGGCUCUGGCGUGGGCUCAGCUGCUGCAGAUGGCACUGUCCAGACGAUUUGAUCUACUGCCAGCACACGCCAGGCUGGAGGCAUUGCUGCAGCUGCUGUCAGCGUGUCUGAGAGCCAUCGCUGCACCGCACAUUCCGCUCUCCCUCGCCAAGCCCAUCUCGCAGGUGGUCCUAGUGGCAUUCCUGCAGCUGCAGCACCUCUCCUCCUCCUCCCCCACCUCCCCCUCUGACGCACCCUCCUCUGACGACGCGGGCGAGGUGACGUGGAGCGACGUGAUUGGCCACUCCUCCUUCUCCGACACAACCAACAGAGACGCACUAGGAGGCGGGGCGAGUGGGGCAGCAAGUGCAGCAGGGCGGGGGGGGGCGAGGGGGCAGGUGUCACUAGCGGAGAGCACGGGGUUACUACGGGACCUGCUGGGUGCACUCAUGUGGAAAGACUCCUCUGAUAGCCUCAGAAGGAGGCUCUACACAUCGCUCCUCACCUUCCUCGCCAUCUGUGCGCGCCGCUUCCGCAGUGCUGACGUGGACAUCUCGCCAGCUGUCAUGGCGCUCAUCCUCAGGGAGCUCCCCGGGGAAGAGACCUCCUCCCACCGCUCCCUGGACAUGUUGGAGCGGCAGCGCAGGGAGAUGCAGCGAGCCACACACGCCCUCCUCUCGCCGCACCUCCCCGCCCUCAUCCGCACUCUCUCCCACGACGCCUCCUCCUCCCCCUCCCCCCUCACUCGCUCCCUCGCACUCGCCGCCCUCUCCUCCCUCCUCUCCCACUCCGCCGACCCAAUCGCUGCUUCUGCCAGCCUGGCGCCGACCAAUGGCAUUGCGACAGCUGGACGGGACCACAGAAGCAUCUUCGCGCAAUCUAUGGGCGGCGGGCAGAAUCAGAAUCUGCUGAUUGGAUUUGGGCGGCUGCCGGAUUUGGCACCAGGGAUGACUUCACAGCUGGCAGUGGCGUCCACGUCAGCAGCGGCUGUGCUGAGUCAGAUGCAGGCGCAUGGAAUGGUGGAGGCGUGCAUAGCUGACGUCAGCAAGGGGAUCUCAGAGGUGCUGCUGCUCCCCUCGGCUGAUGCCCAGCGGCAAGCCUUCGUGACGGAGGCGCGCCUCUCACUGCUGCUGUCCAUCGCGGCCUCCACGGGGCGCCAGGGGCUGCUGCUGCUGCUCAACGCGGGCUUCCUCCGUGCCAUGGCUGCAUGCCCCUCGCUCGACGCCCCCGUCUCUGAAUCAUCCUACCUGGCGCCACAACCAGUGGGUCUCUCAUCGCUGGACGUCCCUUCUGAGUCGCUCUGCUUCGCCCACCUCGUGGCCCCCGUGCUCCGCCUGCUGCUCGCCCUCUCCACCCUCGCCCCGCCUGACGCCUCUCUCUCCCCGCAUGCAGCACCUUCAGAUGCCACUUCCAAGGCGGACGUGGCGUCACAGCUGGUGCACUUCGCACUCCACCACGAGGCCAUGCUCUCGCGUCUGCUGGAGGACCGCUCGCCCGCCUGCAACCCCACCGACCUGCUGCUGCUCUCCCUCUCCACCGCCUUCCUCUCGCGGGCCCUUCUUUGGGCCAAUCCCUCCCAGCUGGAGGGGCUGCGCGGCCUCAUGCUGCGGGCAGCAGCGGCGUACAGCGUGGGCGACGGGGAGAGUCGUGUGAAGUAUGUGCGGCAGCGCGUGGCCAGAGAGGAGGAGGACCGCGCAGGGGAGAUCGGCGGGAUCUCACUCUCCCUGCUCGUGCCAGAGGAGGAGCAUGCAAUGGAGGAGGGUGUGCUGAGAGUGAGGGCGAAUCUGAUGUCGUACCUGCGCUCCCUCGUCGCCUUCAAAGGCCUCCUGCUGCCUGCCGCUUCCAAGCACCAGCAUCAGGGCCCCACGUUGAGUCUCUUAUCAGAUCUGCUCCGUCAGAUGGUGAUUGAUCUUCAAGCAGCUGUGGAGGCUCGUGGGACUGCGCUCACCAAGGUGGUGGAUGUGAACGAUAUGUCACGGCACGAAGCAGAGGAGCUCAUCCGCGCCACUGCCUUCCACUCGCCCCACGCCGCUGCCCACUCCCACCUCCCCCUCCGCCAAGCGAGGCGUCAGGCGCUGCUAAUCCUGGCGAGUCUGGCAUCCACCAAGGAGCGAGCUCUCGCCUGGAUGCUCUACAUUUGCGAACACCUGCUGCACCUCCUCCUCUCCCACUUCUCCCUCCACCAAACCCUCAUCUCCCGCUCCUCGCCCCUCGCCUCCUCCCUCUCGCCCUCCCCUGCCACCUUCUCCUCCCGCCCGCGCUCCCUGCGCGUGCAAGGGCCUCGCGUCUCCCCCUCCCCCGGGGGGCCUGACGGAAUGGGGUUUGGGGGAAUGGCCGACGCGGGAGAAGAUGCAGCAGCAGCAGAGGCGGCAGCGGCGGGGGUGGCAGGGGGGCACAGCAGGGAGGAGUUUGAGGCGGUGGUUGGGAGCACUGCUGACCUGGAGCUAGUGGCCCGUGAGGUGCUGCCAAGUGUCAACAGACUAGUGGAGGUGAACGAGGACCGUGUGGGGUGCAGCACAGACUACAUGAGGCGCCUUGCUCUCUCCCUGCGCUCCUCUCUGCUGCUCCAGUUCCAUCUCUAA